This is a messenger RNA of Adelges cooleyi (spruce gall adelgid), 1512 nucleotides long. RefSeq names its product alpha-tocopherol transfer protein-like. NCBI's taxonomy places the organism in Eukaryota, Metazoa, Arthropoda, Insecta, Hemiptera, Adelgidae. Gene Ontology annotation, molecular function: phosphatidylinositol bisphosphate binding. The coding region runs from base 208 to 1113 and encodes 301 amino acids. Gene Ontology annotation, cellular component: membrane. The record is from RefSeq and is a predicted model, not a curated record. The transcript is spliced from 6 exons.
UGGGUUAGGUUAAACGGAUCAAACAAGCGUUGAUUUGCAACGGCGACAGACAUACGGACGAAUGAGUAAAAGCGUUAACCGUCUUGGCUAAUUCGAAAAAUAAAACAAUUACACAAUAAACUAAACGUUUCUCUAAAUUUGUUCGCAUUCGUUAAGUACAUAUUCCCAUUUGAGUUGAUCGUUAUUUUAGAACUGUUUUCCGUUAAAAUGUUUCUCGAACCGCCAAAAGAAAUCCAAUUGGAGUUUAUCAAAAAAGAAAAUUUUUACCAUAACGCCGACAAAAUUGACGAAGACAUUGAUGUCUUAAUCGAUUGGUUGUCUAAACAACCGCAUCUGCCCAACGUUGCAGAUCGCGUAUGGCUAAAGCAUUUCCUGAUAGGAUGCAAAAACAACUUGCAAAGGACAAAGAAAGUGCUGGAAUCAUACUUCGUGGUCCGCGCUGACUUACCAGAACUUUUCGAUGAUCUCACUACCGACGCCGAAUGGGCCAAAAACGCGAUGAAAAUUGGAAAAAUAUCGCUAAUGCCUAAAAUGACGCCGGAAGCCAAUCGCGUGCACAUUCUUCGGACCAUCGAAAACAAUGACAGCGAGUUCAACGCCGUGGCCAUGUGCAAAGGAACGUUGAAGACAAUCGAUUAUCUGAUGAGACGAGAACCCAUCUAUGGCAUGGUGUUCAUUUUCGAUUUGCAACAUUGCCAGCUGUCGUAUCUGCUCAGUUUCACACCGUCGUUGACUAAGAAUCUUAUGCGUUGCAUACAUGAAGCUACUCCGUUAAGAGUGAAAGGAAUUCACUAUGUAAAUCCACCCAAGUUUGUCAGCCGUCUUGUGAGUUUCUUCAAAAUGUUUUUGCCGACUAAAAUUCAAAACAGGAUCUUGAUCCAUGAGAAUUUUGAAUCUCUCCACAAACACAUUCCCAAAGAUGUUUUGCCCAACGAAUACGGCGGUACGGCCGGAAGUAUUGAAAAGCUAGAAGAGGAGUUGUUCGAAAAUUUUAAAGAAGACGACGAAUCGUGGAAGAGCAGACCGCAGGCCGACCUGUCCAAACGUCCGGCCCAAGAAAAGAGCAGCGAAAUGGACAUGAGCGGAACGUUCAAAAAACUCAAUUUGGAUUAAUUAUCUUUUUUUUUGUCGAUUUCCGGUGUUCUAAACUUGUGUACUUUAAGAUUUAAUGUGAAAAAAAUUGCACGGUCGACGUGCGCUCGUAUUAGACGGCAUUUUUAGGAUAGAACAAAUCGUAAUAUUAUUCUGGACUGGUGAACUUAAUUUUUUUUUAUUUCUUACAAACGACCUACUAAAAAAAAAUGACAUCAAUUACCAUUGGCGGCUCCUUAGGAAAUUAAAUUUGUAUAAGCUUAAUUCUCGAUCAGAAUGAAAGCGUGCCGAACUGAGUUUGAUUGGAAGUUAAAUAUUGUUAUUAAUAUUAUUAUUAUUAUUAUUUAAGAACAUAAUUAUUGUAAUAUUAUGUAUUAUUAUGAACUGUGAAAAUUAUAAAUUAUAUAGAAUUUACCGAUA